GAAGGAAAGAAGAAAGGGAGGGGAGGGAAGAAUCGAGGACAGACGGCCUAGCCAGGCCAAGAAUUCAAUUGCCCCGGUGGUGGGAGCUGGAAGACCCUUGUGCUUGGACGGGACAGGGUCAGGGGACACGCAGGAUGAGCCCCGCGACUACUGGCACCUUCUUGCUGACAGCUUUUUUAUUAAGCUGUGCUGAUGGCAUAAAUGGAACAGUUAACUGGAAGACCAGACAGGCCAACAGUUUUAUUAUCAGCAGAAAAGUGGCUGCUGGGAAGAAAGAUGUGUACACUAUUUUCUCCAAGGUGCACUCUGAUCGGAAUGUAUACCCAUCUGCUGGAGUCCUCUUUGUUCAUGUUUUGGAAAGAGAAUAUUUUAAAGGGGAAUUUCCACCAUAUCCAAAACCUGGUGAGAUUAGUAAUGACCCCAUAACAUUCAACACAAAUUUAAUGGGUUACCCAGACCGACCUGGAUGGCUUCGGUACAUCCAGAGGACUCCUUAUAGUGAUGGAGUGCUGUAUGGGUCUCCAACAGCUGAAAGUGUGGGGAAACCAACAAUCAUUGAGAUAACGGCUUACAAUAGGCGUACCUUUGAGACUGCAAGACAUAAUUUGAUCAUUAAUACAAUGUCGGCAGAAGAUUUCCCACUACCAUAUCAAGCAGAAUUCUUCAUUAAAAAUAUGAAUGUAGAAGAAAUGUUGGCCAGCGAGGUUCUUGGAGACUUCCUUGGGGCAGUGAAAAAUGUGUGGCAACCGGAGCGUCUCAACGCCAUAAACAUCACGUCAGCUCUGGACAGGGGCGGCAGGAUUCCACUUCCCAUUAAUGACAUGAAGGAGGGAGUCUAUGUCAUGGUUGGUGCCGAUGUCCCAUUUUCUUCUUGUUUACGAGAAGUCAAAAAUCCACAGAACCAACUGAGAUGCAGUCAGGAAAUGGAACCUGUAAUAACAUGUGAUAAAAAAUUUCGCACUCAAUUUUACAUUGACUGGUGCAAAAUUUCAUUGGUUGAUAAAACAAAGCAAGUGUCCACCUAUCAGGAAGUGAUUCGUGGAGAGGGGAUUUUACCUGAUGGUGGAGAAUACAAACCCCCUUCUGAUUCUUUGAAAAGCAGAGACUAUUACACGGAUUUCCUGAUUACACUGGCUGUGCCCUCGGCAGUGGCACUGGUCCUUUUUCUAGUACUAGCUUAUAUCAUGUGCUGCCGACGGGAAGGAGUGGAAAAGAGAAACAUGCAAACACCAGAUAUCCAAUUGGUCCAUCACAGUGCUAUUCAGAAAUCUACCAAGGAGCUUCGUGACAUGUCUAAGAAUAGAGAGAUCGCAUGGCCACUGUCGACGCUGCCUGUGUUCCACCCUGUAACUGGGGAAAUCAUCCCUCCUCUCCACACAGAUAAUUACGAUAGCACUCACAUGCCACUGAUGCAAACACAGCAGAACUUGCCACAUCAGACUCAGAUUCCACAACAGCAGACUGCAGGUGAGUACUCAAAUUAAUAAGCUGAUGUUUAUUGAUGAAGCUAAUAGAUUAAUAAAAGAUAAUUAUGGUGAUAUAUAAUGUAUGAAGCUUUACCAGCUAAGGCAAAAACAGUUGUGUCAUUCCUUAAUCAGAGUUAGAACUUCAACCCAAAUGCUGAAGAAUUGUUUAGAUUAUUGCAUCAAUUGGUACCAGAGUGAUAAGCACAGGGUAAAUGAUCUUAGAGCAAAAACAUUCAUGGAGGUCCUGCCUAAUUAAGGAAGACUGAAUGAAAUCCCUUUCCUUUAGCCAAGCUCCUUAUUCUUCCCAUUGGUCUGAAAGAUUGUUAGCUUGGAUGCAUCAGGAUUUGUCUCAAUAAGUGAGCAGCUUGAA
This is a messenger RNA of Chrysochloris asiatica (Cape golden mole), 1836 nucleotides long. RefSeq names its product sarcoglycan, epsilon (gene SGCE). The record is from RefSeq and is a predicted model, not a curated record. Bases 135 to 1484 code for a protein of 449 amino acids. Gene Ontology annotation, cellular component: sarcoglycan complex; membrane. The transcript has 11 exons. NCBI's taxonomy places the organism in Eukaryota, Metazoa, Chordata, Mammalia, Afrosoricida, Chrysochloridae.